Molecule: messenger RNA, 2411 nt
Organism: Lepidothrix coronata (blue-crowned manakin)
Lineage: Eukaryota; Metazoa; Chordata; Aves; Passeriformes; Pipridae
Exons: 8
Coding region: 33-722 (229 amino acids)
Source: RefSeq, a predicted model, not a curated record
CAGGCAGACAGGUCUGGGUGCAGCCGCAGUGGAUGACGAUGGCCGGUCGCCGAUGGCUCGUCCCGCCUGUUCAAGGCCUGCUGCUCUGCAUCUUGGCUCUACACAUCCGUCUCCAGGACUCUCUUGCCCCAGCAGAGCAUAACACAGUUGCCAACAGCACCGUGGUGGCUGCCAAGAAUGCCUUGUGGGUUGCUGCGACCACCAAGAACGUCUCAGUGGUGACUACAGCUGUAAAGAACACCACCAAAGAUGCCGUACUGGUGGCCACCACCAAGGAUGCCACAGUGGUGGCCACCACCAAGGAUGCCACAGUGGUGGCCACCAAAAAUGCCAGAGCAAUGGUCACCAAGAAUGCUAUAGUGGUGGCUACCACCAAGAAUGCCUCAGAGGUGGCCACCAAGAACGCCUCAGUGGUGACUACAGCUGUCAAGAACACCACCAAGGAUGCCACAGUGGUGGCCACCACCAAGGAUGCCACAGUGGUGGCCAUCACCAAGAAUGCCAGAGCAGUGGCCACCAAGAAUGCCAGAGCAGUGGCCACCACCAAGGAUGCUGUACUGGUGGCCACCAAGAAUGCUGCAGUGGUGGCUGCCACCAAGAAUGCCUCAGAGGUGGCCACCAAGAAUGCCUUGGUGGUGGCCACUGCCAGCAACACCUCGGUGGCUUCCACUGGCAAUGCCUCAGUGGCCACCAACACCUCUGUGCACAAGAGACAGUGGUAAGGAAAGUAAUGGAAAGAGGGGCAUUUCUGGGCCAUUGCAGCCUUACAGUGUCUCUCGCCCAGCUGGUCUAUCGUGACAGCCAGAGUGCCAUGGGAGCAUCUCCUGGGGAGGAAGGGGAGCACUAUGGGCAGAUGGGGGUGGCCCCUCCGGACAGUGAGGCUGUGGCUGGGGACAGCCCCGUGGUGCUGUGCAAGGAGGCUUCGCUACAUGGUGACACCCUGGUAUGUUCUCCCUCCAGCUCACCUGCCAGAGCUUUCAGUGCUCCGGGGAGAGGUGUUACCAGGAUGAAGCCCAUUCCAACAGAACAGUCACCUGCCAUAAUGAGACUUACUGUGAGCUUUAUCGUUUCUCCAGCACAAACUACACAGCCGGGUGCAGCAGCAGCUGUGGUGUGGGGCUGUGCAGGACCAACGGUAGCGAGAGCAGGCAGCAGUGUGCCCUGGAGUGCUGUGCCACCCCGCUGUGCCUGCAGCUCAACGCCAGCACCUACGGUGACCUGCCACCCACCACUGCUCCACCCAGGACCACCAACACCACCCACCGACCUCCCGCCCAAAAUGGGAAAGUGUGCACAGCGUUCUCCUGUCACGGGGAUGGGUGUUUCAAAGGCAGGAAGACCGUUGCUAGAUGCAUCUUGGGGCAGGACUUCUGUGAGAUGAAGAGGACGGGCUUGAAUUACAUGGCAGGAUGUAGCAAAGCCUGCAAGGCUGCCAAACCAGUCUGUGCCAGUGGGAUGAAGGCUGCCUGUUACCAGGAAUGCUGCCCAGCCACCCCGAAAGCCAGCUGUCUGAAACUGGACGGCAAAAUUCAUGUCAAUAGCGCUGGGCAGGUGACACUGGCCCCACUCUUGAAGGUCAUGGCAUGUGGUGUGGUCCUUCUUCUGAAUUACAGGGCCUUCACUUCCCUCCAGGGGUAGGCAGCUGUCGGGAUGCUCCACAGCCUGCCCUCCUGCAGCAGAGCUCCACAGCGCUCGGUAGGAUCCUGUUGCUCUCUGACUUCAGCCAAGGCCACUAUCAAACACUCUCUGUCACAUCCUUGUUGUACUCAGAAAGCUACAGGAGGGAUUCUGCCCUGCCCCGCCCAAAUCCUGUAGGCCUGAGAGACCCGCAAACUAAUUGUGGAUCUUGAGAGCUGUGCAGUGUGUGCCUCCGUGCUGCUGGAAUGAGGGACCAGGAACGAGGUGUUAGGCCUCCUUAAAAAUCAGAAAAUUCUGCCUUGACUGAAGGCACAAGGGCUCCUCUAGUCAUUGACCUGCUUGUGGUGCAGCCUCCCUGGACCCCCUGUGACCUGUUUAGUUCUGAGCAGUUUAGUUCUGAACUGCUCUGGCAAUGAAAUGCCUCUUGCCUGGGUGGGUAAAAUGGUAACUCCAUGUUUUGUCUCCAAGUCCUAGGCAGGAAAAUGGGAUUACUCUAAAAGUGUCUCAUGUUUUAGAUGAUCUUGUUUCACAUCUGUGGUUCUCUGUUGCUAAAGGCAGAGCCCAGAUGUGAGCCUGCAACAUGAACACCCCCAGUGCUUGCCCAUCCUGUUCUUCCAGGACACAGAGCUGGUGCAGAGCUGGUUGGGCAGAAUUCCCAGGAGUCAAGGUGCUCCCAGUUGUACACACGUCCAUGGUGCUGUCCCCUGCAACCGCUCUCCUCUGCUGCCGCUGGCUCCUUAGAGAAAAGAUUGCAAAAUAUUAAAGUCUGUGUA